AAGAGAGCAGAAAAGUAAAAGUGCGAUCCUCAAGAAUUCGCUACAGAAUAUUCGCGCUAAUGUUCGAUGGGAAUCACUGGAUUAUUGCCGUUUCUGGAGAAAGCUAGUAGUGCGUGCCAUCUAAAGGAUCUGCGAGGAAAAUGUGUCGCCAUCGAUAGCUACUGUUGGCUUCACCGCGGGGCAUUUGGAUGUGCGGAGCGGCUGGCCCGGGGUGAACAAACCGAUGCUCACAUCCGGUACUGCCUGAAGUACGUGCAGCUGCUACUAUCUUACAACAUCAAGCCGAUACUGGUGUUCGACGGGCGUCAUUUACCAGCCAAAGCGGGGACGGAAGCGAAGCGCCGUGAAAGUCGCGAAAAUGCACGCAAACGUGGUGCCGAGCUGCUGCGUUUGGGACGGAUCGACGAAGCGCGGAGCUUCUUGCGACGCUGCGUGGACAUAACGCACGAGAUGGCCCUCCAGCUGAUCCAAGAGUGCCGUAAGCGAAACGUUGACUGCGUUGUGGCACCAUACGAAGCCGACGCCCAGCUGGCGUUCCUGAACCGGGCCGAUAUUGCCCAGUAUGUCAUCACGGAGGACUCGGAUUUGGUGCUGUUUGGAUGCAGCCGCAUUUUGUUUAAGCUCGAUCUGGCCGGUAACGGGCGGCUCGUAGAGGCGACUAAGCUACACCUGGCGAUGGGCUGCCGGGAGGAGCGCUAUCAGUUUGUCAAGUUCCGACAGAUGUGCAUUCUGUCGGGAUGUGAUUACUUAGAGUCGCUGCCCGGGAUUGGGCUUGCGAAGGCCUGCCGGUUCAUACUGAAAACUGAGGAUCCUGAUAUAAAACGAGCGCUCGCGAAGAUACCGGCGUACCUUAAUAUGCGCCAGCUGGUCGUCAGCGAGGACUACAAGAUUGAGUUUUUGAAAGCCGAGGCAACCUUCAAGCACAUGGUGGUGUACGAUCCGAUAGAAAGACGACAGAAGCGGCUGACGGACCCGCUAGAUGAAGGGACUCCAGAGGAGUACUGCUGUAAUGCGGGAGUAUUCUUGGACGAGGAUACGGCGUUCAAUCUGGCGCUAGGAAAUUUGGACCCGUUCUCCUUGCGUCUUCUAGACGAUUGGCACCCAGAUAAAACUACCGAAGGCCAUGGUGCUGGCGAUAUCAAGCGCAGCCGACAUCCGAGCAUUUGGCAGCAGAACAGUAGCAGUUCUCUUGACGAGGAGGCUGGCGAAAAACAAUCGUUACGUACAACACCCAUCAAAAAUACCCAAAAACAACAAACAUUUAUUAAACGACCGCUCAUGAAUGCGGCUUUCGAGGAGCAAGGUACAAAAGAUACAAUCGCGGAUGUACUGCAAGCGUACGGCAUCGAGACGCCAACGGAGCCACCCAUGAAACGUCUCUGUCCCGCUGAAAUUCCACAGUCACCUUCGAUCCGAACCAUUGCAUUUGAGUACGAGGAUGUUAAUGUUCUGGAAGCGAUGGCUCUGUUAGAACGGCAAGGAUCACCGAAACGAAAUCGCAAUCCAUUUGUCGUGGCCACGAAUGCGGCCGUUUCAUGCCGGGAAGCUUCAAAUGCGUUACUUUCUCCUACGAAGAUUACACCGGGUAACCGUUCGCUUCUGCAGAACCUAAGUCCGGUGAAACGUAUCGACUAUUCUAUGAGUCAAACCUCAGGCCAUGAUAUUAAAGUGACUAGCCAGUUCGGAAAUACAGGUACCGCGGUCACCACUAGUCGGUUGAGCCGGUUUAAGCGAACAAACACGACCGCCAGCUGUAGUGGUUCGGCGGGACAAAAGGUGAUAAGCAGAUUCUUCUGCUCUCAAACAUCUGCGGUCAGCAGUUGUGCCGUAAACGACGACGGAGGUCCGAUACGGGACCCAAAAGAGACUACCGUUGAAUCUCCUACAGCGAUUGUUCGUACAUUUAAAAGUAAGCAAGAAACACAAAAGUUAGCCGCCGCUGCUCUGUACUUGCGAUCGCCCGAAGCCCAACUAAAGCUGCGUGGUGAUCGUACACCGGAAAAGCGAAGCACUGGCUGUGACUAUGAAACGGUUGAGAAGGCUUCUCCUUUCGUGGAUGGAGAUGGUCUAGUGACAAAAGUAGAUAGUGGCAUCGUUGUAACUGACGAAGAAACCAAUGCUUGUCUUGAAGGCGACGGUUUAAGUCUAUCGCAAAAAGAGAACGACGAUAACGCAAUGAACACUGCUGUCGAGAGUAGCGAGACGAAAGGACGAAAAACGGUUCGCCUGAGCUUGUUCGAUCGAAAGCAUGUGACAAGAAUCGAACCCGAGGACAAUGAAAUUGAUGAUCUUGCCAUAGUUCUUGACGAUAAAGAUGAUUGUGGUGGAGAAGGAAAAGCAGAGAUCCGUACCGGUAAUGAAUGUGCUAAAACUGAUCUCAAAUUCGAGCAAGGCAAACCUACAUUCACGACCAACGCCAGUAGCCAUACUAGAAGCGAGAAGAAAACCAAUUCCAAGCCCAGCUGCCGCCGACCAGGAUUAUCCGCAAACCGGCGACAACCUUCGAAAGAUGCGGCCGGACUAACGCAGAGUCGGCUAUCCAUGUUCGGUUUCCAGAAAAAGCCUUCAAUGCAGCUGGAAAAUCGUGUGUGUGUCCGUUUCGCGAGAAAAGCCAAACCAGCGGAAUCCACCGAGCUCGGCGACUCCAGCAGCAGCAGCAGCAUCAGCGGAAAUUCGGAAGCAAAUAUGGAUCUGGACACGAUGACGACGACGACGACGACGACGACUGCGGGCACCAAGGAGGCGGCAGCAGGGCUUUUGCCCGAAACGGCCGCCCCUGCUGUGGAAGAAGCCGGAAAGGCCAACAAAAACGGUUCUCCCGCUGAUUCGACCGAUCGAUUGACGAAGGAAAAGGGUAGCGAUUUGCCUGCUAAAGGUAGUGACGAUGCCGCUUCGGUCAAGAAACCGGCGGAAAAUAGUGCUACACAAUCCAGUGCCGCCGCUCCUGCCGGCUCGGCGCAACCCACAAAACAGGAGGGACUGAAAAGUCCCGCAAAGGAAUCUACUUCCGGAACUGUGGAUCAUGCUGCAAAUAAACCUGAACCAGCACCAGCUGCUGCCGGAGUCAGUGGCGGUAGCGUUCAAGAGCCACAGGAUGAUGAUCUGGAAAAUGACGAGCUGUCGAAGAGAUUGGAAGCAAUGGAAAAGGGCGAGGAUCCUAUAUUAGAGAAAACAGAUCAGACAACGGAAAAAGCAGACGGCAAUCAUCAGAAUGGUUUGAACGAAAGGGAAGCGGACAAGCCUGCGGCUGCUAAGGAGACGGACACAAAGUCGAUCGAAAGUGUAACCAGUGCAACCAGUAGUGCUCCAGCAGAGGCAAAGUCCGCUAACUCGAUGUUAAUCGAUGAUAAUGGAUCAAACACCGCCACUGCCACAGAUGCUGUUACGUCGAACGCCAAGCGGAAGCUGUUGGGCGACGCUCUGGGAGCCAAUGAGCCGGAGACGAAAAAGGUACACAUCGCGGAUGUGACAGAUAGCAGCGAGAGCCCGGUAGCGACGAAGAAAUCAACUGAAUCGCCACAACCUUUGCCAAUCGAAAAAAUACAAACGAAAGAUCUGGCGGCUCACGCAACAACCGCCUCACCGCAAGUCGAGAAGCCUUCAUCAGUGGAAGAUAUGGAAGUGGAUGGUUCGCCAGAGCCGGAAACUUCAUCGUCGAACAACGUCGAAACACUUCCGGAUACGGAACCGAACACCGAGCCGGAAUCGGAAGAUAAAGGGGAAGAGAUCAGUUCAUCAGUUGCAGAUCAGCCGAUGAAGCAGGAAGAGGAUGAAAGCACCAACUCCAACGUGUCCAGCUCGGACGAUAAACGUGAGGGUGGGAGAGAAGGGAAACCUAAGCUCGCCGAAAGCGAGGUAUCGGCAUCCGCCGUGGCCGGUCCUUCGGAGGAUGAGGCAAUGGAUGUGGACGAAGAUGAAGGGGAUAUGGCAGCCGAGAGUAGUACCUCGGCCGGUACAACGGUAAAGCCCGUCCCGGUUAUGGAGCCUCCAUGUAUCAAGAAGUCCGCAUAUCUAUGUUACGAUAAGGACCAGCAGCAGCCGACGGUCAGCGAGAAAUCGGCUGAGGUGAAACCGGAAACGGCUUCACCGACUUCAGCAUCAUUGUCGGAAGGUAGCACCGGUGGGGGGUCCUCUGGUGGUACAUUGGCUGCGAGCACGUCGCAAAAGAUUGAAGACACGAUGGAAGUGGAUUCAGCUUCUAAGGCGGCGUCGACUCUCACGACCGAACCUGCCGAGUCCGCCAAAGACGAAGCAGAUAGUAGUCUUGCGGAUGAUUCCAAGAAGCAUUCUGUUAAAGUCGAAGUAUUAGGUACUGUGAAAAGGGUUGAUGAAAACGUUGUCGAAAGCUCUCAACCGUCAUCCAGCAGCGACACUAAGAAACAAUCAUCGGACAGCAAGCGUGUGGACGAUCAGUUACGCGCCGCUGUGCAUCGUAGUGCGCUGUUGGCAAAGGCAAGCAGCACGCCCAACAGUGGCUCCGCUUCUGCUCCGACAUCUUCGAAUCCUACGACACCGAAUCCUCCAGUUGUAGCAUCAGCAGUGAGCUCCUCGAACGUGUUUAGCUCCACUCCGAUACAUGCCAACUUUGAAUGCAAACCGGUGACCUCGGGAAAUGUGAGCAAAAUUACAAACCCUCCUUCGUCGGUCGAAACGAGCCGCAUUGAAGCUGAUGACUCCACCGAGCUACUACACUCUUCGAUUGCUGUGGUCGCCGGAAAGGUUGAAGAGAAGGAAAAGGGCAAAGCGAGUACGUCGCUGGCCGCCUCAACAACGACGUCCGCAGGCAAAGCAUCGGAUACAACGCCUACAAAAACCGAAUCUGCCUCCUCGACAGCAGCUACUGCUUCCACUUCGGCAUCACCCAGCGUCAGACAAACGCCACCGAAAAAGGAUCCGGCAUUGAAACAAGAACCGCAAUCGCCCUCAGACAGCAGUAGGAGCAGCUCCAAAACAAUUGAUUCAUCAGAAGUGGACUCUUGCACAGUGGUUUCGGCAAUGAACACUACCGAAGAAAUCAACCUGUACAAAAACAAUGCAAAGAAAUUCAACGGUAUAUCGUCGACUUCAUCGGAUGUCUCGGACCUGGACGUACCCAAACCAGCUAUUUUAAUAACUUCCAUCGAAAAGUCGAGCCAUGUACCCACGACCCCUACGACUAGCAAGCAGUUAAAUCUCUCCGAGGCAAUCGAAGUUACUACUUCUUCCGAACAGCAGUAUGAAGUGAGCGUAUGGUAUGAAGGUCAGGAUCUUCAAUUUCUAUCGAUUGAGAAACUGCACGGUAUGAUCAAGGGCCAUACGUCGUCGGCAUCGGAGGGGUCGACGAGUGUUCCCGCCGGAAAUACCGCUAAGCCACAUGAUAAUGUAUCGUGCACUGACAGCUCCGCAAAACAGUCCUCAACUGCUACCACCAGUACGAGCAAUGGCAGCGUAACUAGUUUGGGCCCGUUCGCUUUACCCGACAGCAAACUCCAGGCAUCGAACGCCUCAUCGGACAGCUCUUCUACUUCAUCAGUCACCCUUAACAGUCAGCAUGGGUCUAGUGCAAAGUUGUCUCAGAGUAGUCUACCGAAAGUGAAGCAAACUGUUACGGGAUCGGUUGAGUUGUGUGAUCUGAUCAUCAACGAGUUCCGCAAACUAAAGCGAAAGCUUCAACCGGAUCACACGGAAAAUGAAGAGGUUUCUCGAAUAGACGAAAGUGCACAGCAACAGCUCUCAAAAACGCCCAAAACACCGGCCACUGGUCGAGGGCAGGGUCGUAAGGAAUCGAGCGUGGCUAAGAAAAGUGCACCACGCGGUCAAAAGCGCUCGAAGCUAAUGCAAGAUAGUGAGGAAGAGGAUGAGCACGACUAUGGAGAUGAUGGAGGCGAUGCUCGUACACCGAAAGCCGGUACCAGUUCAUCGGCUAGCAAGCAGGCAGCAAAACGAUCGAAGCAAGCAAUCGAAUCGCCCUCUGGGUCCUCCGCUACCGCAACAAAGGUGGCAGCUUCGGUGGUAAAGAGUCCGGAACCGAAGCAAUUCGACAUCUGCUGUCUAGCAAGGUGGACCGAUCGAAAGUACUACGCUGGACGAGUGACGAAUCAACGGGGGGACAAGUUUGUCGUCAUUUUUGAGGAUGGCUGCUCGAAAACCUUGUCUCGGGACAUUAUCGUGUUCGGCGAGGAAGGCGUGCUUCCAAUUUUGAAUCACUCCAUCCACGCACUCACCGGUGGUGAUACGUAUGAGCCAGCGAUCGUCGAAGAAAUUAAGCGCAAUGAAGCAUCCAACGAUGUCAUCUAUUGUGUACGGACUGCUUCGAGUACGCUGGAAAUUGCUGCCACCGAUAUCUAUCUGACCGAUGAGCAGGCGAAGUGGAUACAUAAUGCCUGCAAAGAUAAACCGGAUCCGAUAAAAAAGCUUUUGUCGGAUACAAGCGCUGUUGCAAAAGGUGAUGACAGCAACGCUGGAUGUACGGCAACCGGAGGAGGUGCGGUGGUGCACACAACAAAGACGGAUGCUGCCGCUGUGGCUGCCGCCAUUGAUGCAGAAAGUGCAUUGGCAGAUGGAGAAAAAGGUUCCAGGUCCACACGAAGCAAACGUACAACAAACGACAAACCGAUGACACCAGGAACCCCGGAAGCAGGCUACUCGGGAGGUGUUGGUAAAAAAGGUCGCCGUGGCCGAAGGAAAAUUGCGCCACCACUCGAUAUGCUUGUAUCAGAAUGUAGCGACGGCGGCUCGGACGGCUAUGAUGAUGAACAACCAGCUGCACCGAGCCCAGAAGCAGGUUUGGAGGCGGUCGACGGUGUACAACCCGAAUUGCAACGCACCGAGCAGGAAUCGGAGCUUGCCAUGAUGAAGGUGUUUGGAGAGUAUUUCGGAGAGCAUCGUAAUGAUGCAGAAGAGGUACUCCAUGAAAUUCUUGGUCCUAUUCCCAGUAAAUCGAAGACCUUAUUCCGCAACAAGCAUUUUUUGCUAAGCUGUACUAUCCCACCGAAAUGCACAUCAAUUUGUAAUGGCUUCAAUGGAGAUUUGAACAAGAAUUCCUUUAGUGCAGUUCCGUAUUUGAAGCGACAUUUGCGCAAGCAAAUUGAAGCAGGUGGAGGAAAGGUGUACCAAUUCUUCGAGGACGUACCUAAAAGCAAAUACAAACAGUGCAAACUUAUAGCACCCCGUCCUUCAACAACGGCCAAGUAUGUACAGUGCUUGGCGAGUGGUAUUAUGGCAAUUUCACAUGAGUGGAUUAUCGAAUGCUGCCAGUCGUUAGUCCUGGUCGAUCCCAAGCCUUACACACUGCCCUCCGGGUGGUCUUUUCUAGAGCAACGGUACAUGGACUGGAGAGGAGAUUCGGUGAAAAACAAACGAUCGACUGCUAGUCCCUUUGCAUCGGUGGCGAUCAAUCUGGCGAGUUUAAACAAAGAUUUCAAUGAUUUCUGGAGUCGAGUGUGUAAGCUCGCAGGUGCGACUGUACGGCUAAUCAAGACGGAAGCCGACAUAACCGAGAACCUGACCGGUUAUCUGUUAACCGACCAAGAAUUUCCUGAGGAAAUCAAAAUCAAAGCUAGUCGUAAUGGGCUUCUAGUUGUCUCCACCGUUUGGGUAGUACAGUGCCUGAUUAAUGGUGCAGUGUGCCAUCCCGACAGUCACGAAAAGCUCACCCAGAUUUAUCAAGAGGAUGAUUACUAGCAAAUGUGAACUAGGGCAAUUCGGUAGUUAGCCGUUCAGUGUUACGUCUGUUUCACUUAUUGUAAAUGUUGCGUUGUUUAUGAAGAAUGAACGGGGAUGGCCUUUUGCCAUUUUUUGUUCGCACUGAAAUAAAAUAAAUAGAAACUUGUAAUCGCGUUGCUUUACCAUUUUAUAGGUCAAGACGAUGUUGAAUUUGAAUUUGAACUGAUCCUACCCCAUUGCCA
Anopheles darlingi is the source of this 7886-nucleotide messenger RNA. RefSeq names its product mucin-19 (gene tos). NCBI's taxonomy places the organism in Eukaryota, Metazoa, Arthropoda, Insecta, Diptera, Culicidae. Bases 67 to 7662 code for a protein of 2531 amino acids. The transcript has 9 exons. Gene Ontology annotation, molecular function: 5'-flap endonuclease activity; DNA binding; 5'-3' DNA exonuclease activity. The record is from RefSeq and is a predicted model, not a curated record. Gene Ontology annotation, cellular component: nucleus. Gene Ontology annotation, biological process: mismatch repair; DNA recombination.